This is a messenger RNA of Cyclopterus lumpus (lumpfish), 4203 nucleotides long. RefSeq names its product sodium/potassium/calcium exchanger 3-like. NCBI's taxonomy places the organism in Eukaryota, Metazoa, Chordata, Actinopteri, Perciformes, Cyclopteridae. Gene Ontology annotation, biological process: calcium ion transmembrane transport; intracellular calcium ion homeostasis. Gene Ontology annotation, molecular function: calcium channel activity; calcium, potassium:sodium antiporter activity. Gene Ontology annotation, cellular component: membrane. The record is from RefSeq and is a predicted model, not a curated record. The transcript has 17 exons. Bases 280 to 2280 code for a protein of 666 amino acids.
CGCAGCGCUCGUGCAGCGGUCCGCGCGCCUCGCUCUACUCCCACGAGCCGCAUUCCAACAUGACUUAAGAAGCGCAGCCCGGGUCUCUUCCGGCCAGCAGACGGCCGCAGCAUCCCGGCGGCACCACAUUGGCAACUUUUUGUUUCUUCCCCCGUCCCCCUGCUCCUCAGCGGGCUCUGUUUGUCAUCCAUUCCCGGGGGUAACAGCAGUUCCGUGGAUGAAAAAAAAAUAAAGAACAAAAAAGGAGGCUGCUUGUUUUUGUUUACUUCGGGGAUCCGCAUGGAUGUGGCAGCGGUAGAGGGGGCGUCUCAGCCGGGUAUCCGACUCCGGAAUCGGCCGACGCAAGUGAUGCCGAACCAGAGGAAGGUCCAAGCGAGGCGGAAGAGACGAAAGGAGUUGGUUUUAAUCCAGAUAUGUCUGUUCGGCGGCUUGCUUCUGGUCGUGAAGGGGUUUUCCUACUUGGCGGAACAUUCAGGUUUCCGUGUCUCCAGCCACAGCGGUGAGGACCAGGAGAGAUGGGGAGGGAGGAGGCUACUGCAGGAAACGGACAACAGCAGCCUAGAGGACAUGGAGAAGGAAGACUCUAAGAACUGUACUGCUCCAGCUCUGCACGAGUUCCCGACAGACCUGUUCACCAACAAAGAGAGAACAGAAGGCGCCGUGGCCCUGCAUGUCCUGUGUACCGUUUACAUGUUCUGUGCCCUGGCCCUCGUCUGUGAUGACUACUUCGUCCCCUCGAUGGAGAAGCUGUGUGAGCGUCUCGAACUCAGCGAGGACGUAGCAGGUGCUACCUUCAUGGCCGCUGGCAGCUCGGCUCCUGAGCUCUUCACAUCCAUCAUAGGGGUGUUCAUAACCAAAGGUGACGUGGGUGUUGGGACCAUCGUGGGUUCAGCCGUCUUCAACAUCCUCUGCAUCAUCGGUGUGUGUGGCUUCUUCGCCGGCCAGGCAGUGAAGCUCUCUCAUUGGGCUCUACUCCGAGAUUCUAUUUUUUACACCUUUUCCAUCAUGGCCCUGAUUGCGUUCAUCUACGAUGAGAAGGUGUGCUGGUGGGAGUCUCUCGUCCUGAUUCUCAUGUAUGCCGUGUACAUCCUCAUCAUGAAGUUCAACAACAGGGCCCACCGCUACUUUGACCGCCUCAAGAGGAGCUCUGUGAACCUGUCCAACGGGCUGACGGGGAGCACGGAUCUAGAGGACAAUGUCACGUGUGACGCCACGGCAGUCCUGCUCAAGAAAGCUAACUUCCACUGUAAGCCGUCUGUGCUGAUGGUGGAUGAGCUGCUGUGUGCGUACCCCCACCAGAUGUCCUUCUCCGAGGCCGGCAUGAGGAUCAUGAUCACCAGUCACUUCUCCCCCAGGACCCGCCUCACCAUGGCCUCACGCAUGCUGAUCAACGAGAGACAAAGGCUGAUCAACACCACCGAGACCCGAGUCAACCGCGUCACCAACGGCGACCCCGACUCCACCGCCAGGGCUCAGGCGAGGCGGGGCUUAGUGAACGGGAUGGGCGGAGCUGAGCCGGGUCUGAACGGGAGGUGUGGACUUCAGCGGAUGGAGUCCGGCAACGAGACCGAGAAGGAAAAUGAGGAUAAUGAGAACAACGAGAACGACGAGGACGGAGAGGGAGAGGAAGACGAUCAUGGCCCCCUGGUGCCUUUCAAAGUUCCAGCCGGGGCCUGCAACAAGCUGAAGUGGCUCACCAUGUGGCCGCUGUCCCUGCUUCUGUUCCUCACCGUGCCCAACUGUGCCAAGCGGCGCUGGGAGAGGUGGUUCAUGGUCUCCUUCUUCACCGCCACCCUCUGGAUCGCUGGCCUCUCCUACAUCAUGGUCUGGAUGGUGACUGUGAUCGGCUUCACCCUGGGCAUUCCAGACGUCAUCAUGGGCAUCACCUUCCUGGCAGCAGGCACCAGCGUCCCAGACUGCAUGGCUAGUGUUAUAGUCGCACGGCAAGGUCUGGGGGACAUGGCCAUCUCCAACUCCAUCGGCAGUAAUGUGUUUGACAUCCUGGUGGGCCUGGGCCUGCCCUGGACUCUGCAAACGCUCUGCAUCGACUACGGCUCCGAGAUCCAUCUCAACAGCAGGGGGCUCAUAUUCUCCGUUGGACUCCUGCUUGCCUCCGUAUUUGUCACAGUUCUCGGCGUCCACCUGAACAAAUGGACUCUGGACUGGCGACUGGGCCUGGCCUGCCUCGUCCUGUACGCCAUCUUCCUCUGCAUCUCCAUCAUGAUCGAGUUCAACGUCUUCAUCUUCGUCAACCUCCCCAUGUGCCGAGACAUCCACUGACCUCCCCCUUCCUGCCUCUGGUUGAUGGAGGAAACCUCACCUGGCUUCCAGUUUCUCUGCGCCUUGAAGACAAGUCCUACCUUUUUUCUUUUUUUCUCUCUUUUGGUGCGAUAACACCAUAAGUUGUAGUUAGUUUGUUGGGACCGGACCGGAGAGGUGGCCUCCGAUCGUCUCAUGAACCCAAAGGUCGUGUUCUGCUCCUGCUGCUGAAGACGCUGCUACUGGCUGGAGGAACGAGAGAGAUCCUGCGCUAACGGACCUUUUUAGCUGGAUUCUUUGUUACUCUUUGUAAAAGUUUGGAUAUAAGCACACCACUUAGGUAUUUUGAAUUAAAUCCUGGCAUUCUCUGUAAAUAUAUAUAUGUAUAUAAAUAUAUAUAUAAUAUUAGCUGAUACGUGGGAUUCUCUUCUGCACCACUGCAUCAGGGCUUGCCGAGCCCAACGAUCUGGUGACAGUGACUUCAUCAUCCGUCCUCCCGUAGUGAUCUGGUCCAGAUGUUUCCGUGCGCAGCACCAGCUACACAGCAUGCUGUACUAACAAGUCAACUGUAGCUUUGCACUGACAGAGUCCAGAUGUUUUAACACACUGUUCACAUCCCAACACACGUCUGCUUCCUUCUACUAAUCGUAUUAAUAAUACUGAAUAAAAGACACAUAGCUAAGGCAUCUGUUAUGAGGGAACUGACAUCCAGCACUGUCACUUUAGAAGCAUUCUUCCAUCAUUGCAAAGCGUCUGCAGGUACACAACUACUGAAUUCACAGUUCCCUCUAGCCGGUAGAUGUCAUGUUCAUAUUAAAGAAUCCUUUUUGAGUGUAAUAAUUGUUACUGCUUUAAGCCAAAAGUAUUUUUAGAAUAGGAGUAAACAUUUUUUAGAUUUGGACUUGUGUGUGUGUGUGUGUGUGUGUGUCUGCGCACACAUGCAUGCAUGCAUGUCACAGUCUCGAGGGGGAGCCAAGGCAUGACUGUUACUGGGAAGACAUAAUCAUGAUUUAUUUAUGAAUUAAUUUAUUCAAAGAUCAUGUCUAACCACCAGUUUCAGCCCUUUGGACGAGCUUGGUGUAUUUACUGGAGCGUACCUAACAUGUAAUCCAAGUACUGGGAACUGACUUGAUGUUGUUUAUAUCUAAGAAUAGUACUUUAUAAUGUAUAAGUUUUGUAUAGUUUGGAAAGACAUUGCAACAUUUGUAUAUUGAUAAAGAGUCACUCAACAUGAUUUCUUAAACACAGGGGUCGUUGUGAUGACGAUGGGGGGGUGAUGAAGAGGGAUUUCUUAACACAGUGCUCUUGUGCCAACACCUCCUGCUUGUCUUUGAGCCCAAAACAAACACCUUUGUCAACAGUAUUCAGCAUGUGUUCUAACUAAAUGUGGGAGGUAUGUAUUUCAAUGUUUUACCUUGAACGAUUCUCAUUGAGAAUUCUCAUAUUAAAUAGAGUUUCAGUAAAAAGAAAAACUAAAAGAAAAAGAAAAGAAAGCCUCCUCUGUAGGUGUUGCUGCUCUUCCUGCAGCCACUAGAGGGCGCUGCUGAGCGCUGUGGGUCAUUGACACACUCGCUAUGAGGUGGUGAGGGAAUAUUUACAGGUAGGCUACUAGAGAUACGCACCGCUGGGUUUGCAUGCCUCUUUCAUCAUUCAGAUUAUUUUGUGUGUAAUUUUAAUGCAUUGCUGAGCUCAUAUUCCUGCUGUUAGAAAACAUGUUGGAAUAACUGAGCGGUGAGAUCUGAGAUCUGUCCCUAUUUAGACCGUAGGCCUACAGUUAGUGUUCAGCUGAUCAGUGUUAUGCUCGUGUCUCUUUGAAUUGUUUGUAAAUCCUCAUUUCUUUUGUUGACGAGGACCUCUGGGCACAGAGAUGAAGACCCUGUUCCCAGUGGUCUUCUUGUAAUAAACUGAUUUACAUACACAACUCACUCCCCCAUGUCUUUGUGG